This is a messenger RNA of Rangifer tarandus platyrhynchus (Svalbard reindeer), 843 nucleotides long. The record is from the annotation of a GenBank genome assembly. Lineage: Eukaryota; Metazoa; Chordata; Mammalia; Artiodactyla; Cervidae.
AUGGGCUCAUGUCUCUCCCGGCUGGGACAAGAGCUGAGGGAUCCAGGGAGGAAGCCUGAGUCCCUGGACCAGUGGCGAGUGAAGGGCAGCCCUGACUGCUCCUCAGGGCCGGUGGUCAGUGUUCAGGAUCAGCUGAGCCCCUGGGACGCUAGGGGCGGCGGGCUGUGGGCGGCGGGCCCGGGGGCCCGGGCCAUGGCGCGGGGAGGCGGCGGGCUGGCGGGAGUGUUGCGCGGCUCCGGCGGGAGGCGAGAAGCCGGCAGCGCGGACGAGCCGCGGACCGAGCCGGAGUUGGAGCGCGCGGCGGGCGGGCGGGCGGGAGCGCGGCGCUCCCGGGCAGGGGCCCGGGCCCGGGGCGGGGGCGCUGCGGGGACCGCGCGGCGGGCAAAUGCCCGGAGAGGAGCCCGCGCGGGCGACCGCCUGGGGCGGGUGCGCGGGGUUGGGGCCGCGUUCCUCGCCCGGCUCGGCUGGGCUCGCGCCUCCGGCCGCGGGCUUCAGGAGCGGGGUCUGCGCGGCGGGGGCUGCGGAGGAGCCCGAGCGCCCGGCGGUGCGGGGACGUGCGGCGGCGGCGAGACCGAGCCGCGCCGCGUGCGAGGCAAAGCCGUCCUUAUACUGACACCAAAUGUCUUCGGGGAAAGCUGCAGGCGCGGGACGCUGGAGGGGGGAGGCGUGGAGGCGACAGACAGACUGACGGCGGCGGCUGCCUGGACCGCGGCAAACCGGAUGCAGAGCCGCGCGAUGAGAGAAAGUGGUCCUGCGGCGCCACCUAGUGGCCGGAGCGGCCGCUUGUCACUUCCAGAGGCCGGCAAAGACGCUGCAGGAAUCCACUCCUUGUUCGGGACAUAA